Messenger RNA from Ixodes scapularis (black-legged tick), 448 nucleotides. Its product is annotated as histone H4. The record is from RefSeq and is a predicted model, not a curated record. The transcript has a single exon. NCBI's taxonomy places the organism in Eukaryota, Metazoa, Arthropoda, Arachnida, Ixodida, Ixodidae. Gene Ontology annotation, biological process: nucleosome assembly. Gene Ontology annotation, cellular component: nucleosome. Gene Ontology annotation, molecular function: structural constituent of chromatin; protein heterodimerization activity; DNA binding. Bases 44 to 355 code for a protein of 103 amino acids.
GAACGGUGCGGUCGUGUUUUCCGUCCCUGUUUUUGCAGCAAACAUGUCUGGAAGAGGCAAGGGCGGCAAGGGCCUGGGCAAGGGUGGUGCCAAGCGCCAUCGCAAGGUUCUUCGCGAUAACAUCCAGGGGAUCACCAAGCCUGCAAUCCGUCGCCUAGCCCGCCGCGGUGGUGUCAAGCGCAUUUCCGGCCUCAUCUAUGAAGAGACCCGCGGCGUCCUCAAGGUCUUCCUGGAGAACGUCAUUCGCGAUGCCGUCACCUACACCGAGCACGCCAAGAGGAAGACCGUGACGGCCAUGGAUGUGGUGUACGCGCUCAAGAGGCAAGGCCGUACCCUCUAUGGUUUCGGUGGUUAACAGCCGUCUCGCCGUCGGACACACAUCGAAAACGGCCCUUUUCAGGGCCAAACCAGUACCGGUCUAUCUUGGAAACGGGUUUUCAUUCCAACG